Messenger RNA from Hibiscus syriacus, 315 nucleotides. RefSeq names its product ubiquinone biosynthesis O-methyltransferase, mitochondrial-like. The record is from RefSeq and is a predicted model, not a curated record. The transcript is spliced from 2 exons. The coding region runs from base 1 to 315 and encodes 104 amino acids. NCBI's taxonomy places the organism in Eukaryota, Viridiplantae, Streptophyta, Magnoliopsida, Malvales, Malvaceae.
AUGGCUUCUUCAAAGCUCCUAAGCCAACCGCGGUGUCAUCGUCUCCUUCGAACAAGCCUUUUCAAUGGCAAGCUCCUUUCUGAUUUGCCUUCUCAACACCCUGUUUCGGUUCCUGAACCCAAAUCUAAUAACAAGUUCAAAAAUGAUUCUUCAACUCCUUCUUCAUUGAAGGAAGCUGAACCCGCCAAGUUCGCUGCCAUUGCCGAUACCUGGUGGGAUUCUGAAGGACCAUUUAUACCAUUGCAUAAGAUGAACCCUACCAGGCUUGCUUUCAUCCGCUCUACUCUUUGUCGGCAUUGCCACUUGUGUUUCUAA